This is a messenger RNA of Paralichthys olivaceus (Japanese flounder), 1171 nucleotides long. RefSeq lists its product as uncharacterized. The record is from RefSeq and is a predicted model, not a curated record. NCBI's taxonomy places the organism in Eukaryota, Metazoa, Chordata, Actinopteri, Pleuronectiformes, Paralichthyidae.
UCAACUGGGACUUCAACUGUAUUUGAACAUAAAACAUUUGAUUUCUGAUCAUUUGUUUUAAAUGGACAAUGAAGAAGAUGGAGAACACUUUAAUGAAAACCAGCCACUAAACUUUAUAAGGAAUUUACCGGAAUUUCAAGAAAACAUUCAUGUGUUGUUGCAGCAUCUACAGAAUGGGGGAAUAAAUAGUGACGUAUAUAAUUUGAGGGAGGAGGGGUUGGGCAACAUUCAUGGUGACUAUAACAAUAAUGAUGAGAAUGUUGAUAACAAUGAUAGGGGUGCAGAAGAUGCCGGAGUUCAGGUUUACCAGGGUGUAGAGGAUCAGGUUUAUCAGGGUGUAGAGGAUCAGGUGUACCAGGGUGUAGAGGAUCGGGUUUACCAGGGUGUAGAGAAUCAGGUUGAUCAGGGUGUAGAAGAAGAUGACCCUCUGCCUAGAUGGUUCAGUGAGGAGGAUGGACAGGACAUUCAUAAGAGAAGUAGCAAACAUGUCAGAUGGUGGGAUGAGUCUGAUGACAGCAGCUCUGAUUCCAGCAGCACUGAAAAUGAUCAGAGCAGUGACGAGAACAGAAGCCCAGUCAAAUGUGCAAGUGCUGAAACUGAGGACCCUCUUCCUGGACCAUCCAGGAGAAGAUCAUGUGACAAUGAUACAGACAGAACAGGCCGAGAUCUUGCUCACAGAAGUACUAGUGCUGCUGAUCUGGCUGAAAAGGCUGCUUUCAUGGAGUCAAUUGAGUCAGAUGACCCACAGUUAGAGGAGGGAGGCAAACUGCCAGGACCACCGAAAAAGACGUAUAGGAAGAGGUCAAGGAUGAUCUCAAGGAAGAGGGUGAAGAAGAGGGUGAAGAAGAAGGUGAAUGAGACGAAAAGGAACACUGAUAAGAGCAGCAAAAAACUCAGAUGGUGGGGUGAGUUUGAUAUCAGCAUCCUCGAUUUUUACAGUGACGAUCAUAACACUGGCGAGACCAAAAGAAAUGCAAGUGAUGAAACUGAGGUUGUCGAAAAGGACCUGCAAACGAUUCAGAUAAGGAAUGAAGAUUCUGACUAGGAUUGAUUGAAUGACUUAUUUAGUCUGUCUUCUCUCCUUAUGUUCUGACUUAAUCAGUGUCAAAUAUCCUUGUAUGGGUUUCCCCCGGGUGUUCUGGUUUUUCCCAAGCCUUGCAAUAAAAUUGCU